This is a messenger RNA of Biomphalaria glabrata, 1446 nucleotides long. Its product is annotated as glyoxylate reductase/hydroxypyruvate reductase-like. Gene Ontology annotation, cellular component: cytosol. The transcript has 4 exons. The coding region runs from base 169 to 1113 and encodes 314 amino acids. The record is from RefSeq and is a predicted model, not a curated record. Lineage: Eukaryota; Metazoa; Mollusca; Gastropoda; Planorbidae. Gene Ontology annotation, molecular function: NAD binding; glyoxylate reductase (NADPH) activity; hydroxypyruvate reductase [NAD(P)H] activity.
CGGCGCUUUCGUCCUUCACAUUGGUCAUGUGAAGGUUGCCGACUGUUGUUCAACAAACCAGGAAACUCGAUCUAGACCUAGAUAGUUAGCUAGUUCUAGUCGAGAUUUUUUUUUAAUUGAUAAAUUAGAUAUCUAAUAAAGAUCUAUAUCUGCCGGAAGGUAAAGAAAAUGUCUCGGCCUAAAGUAUUUGUCACAAGAAAGGUCCACCAAGAAGCAAUAGACCUUCUUAAGGAACACUGUGAUGUGGACAUGUGGGACAGUGAUGAGGCCAUACCCAAAAAUGAGCUGCUUAAAAAAGUCAAAGGAGCUGCAGCAAUUUUCUGUACAAUAAGUGAUGUCAUUGAUGCAGACGUUCUGGAUGCUGCAGGACCUCAGUUAAAAACAGUUGCUACCAUGUCAGUUGGGACUCAUCAUAUUUCUAUCUAUGAAUGUAAAAAUCGAGAUAUUUAUGUGGCCAGCACACCUGAUGUAGCGUCUGAUAGUGCUGCUGAGUUUACUGUAACAUUACUUCUGAUGGCAGCCAGAAGGUGCCUUGAAGGUGUUGAGGCUGUGGAGAAAGGUGAGUGGGGACCUUGGAAACCAAUGUGGAUUUGUGGGACUGAGAUUGUGAAUCGUACUUUAGGAAUCCUCGGGUUUGGACGUGUCGGUUUUGGUGUUGCUCGCCGCCUGAAACCUUUUGGUGUGAAGCGAAUCCUGUAUCAUGACAUGAUAAAAGCUUCGUUUGGUGAUGACCUCAAUGCGGAGUUUGUAGAUCAGGAUACUCUCUUCAGAGAGUCAGAUUUCCUUGUCAUCUCUUGCGCAUUGACUGGGCUUACUCGUAAAAUGAUUAAUAAAAAUGUCUUCAACAAAAUGAAACCCACUGCAAUUUUAGUUAAUACUUCCCGUGGUCCUGUGGUGGAUACUGAUGAUUUAGUAGAGGCUCUCCAAACUGGCAAGAUUGCAGCGGCUGCUCUGGACGUAACAGAUCCUGAGCCCUUGCCAGUUGACCAUCCUUUAGUCAGCAUGCCAAAUUGUGUCAUAACUCCACACUUGGCGACAAACUCCCACAAGGCUAGAUUUGAUAUGGCCAUGAACACAUCCAAAAAUAUUUUGGCUGUGUUGUUCAGAGUAUGAGCUUAUGAGGAAAACAUACAAAUGUUUGAAAUAUAAGCACAAUUCCCCAGGAUAUGUUUAAGAAUUGGAUGAACUGUUUAGCUGCGACAUAAAGUAUGUUUGACAAGUACAGCCUGAACUUGCUAAAUCAAAGCUAUCAAAGAGUGAAAAAUGUUGGGAUACAAAUCAGCAAGUUAAGACUGUAAUUGUUGAAGCCAUUUUUUAUGUGAUCCAAAUUAUUUAUUUGUUUUGGCUUCUUUAUGUAUGUUUGUUUUUUUCUUUGUUCAAUACUGAUCUAUAAUUCGAUGCUGUGAAGAUACUUAGUCAUUUGAUAAUAAACCUUAUGUUCUUGUA